Molecule: messenger RNA, 1185 nt
Organism: Mesorhabditis spiculigera
Lineage: Eukaryota; Metazoa; Nematoda; Chromadorea; Rhabditida; Rhabditidae
Source: the annotation of a GenBank genome assembly
AUGCGAGCCACUUUUCUGACGAUGCCGAGGCCUGGACCGAAGCGCCACGCCCUCUACGCCAUUCUACUGCUCGUUGCCGUCGCCGGCAUCUGGUAUCUUCGAGGAGUUGAAGAGGGUCAGAAUCAUGGUCAAAAAGAUGGCAGGUGGAACUACUACCGCCCGAGCGUUCCUCUCCGCGACUUGAUCCCGGCGACUAAGCCUAACUCAACGUCAUCCCGCCAGCCGAAGAUGCUCAUUCUUGACGGUCCGUACACGCCGAAACUCUUUGCGGCGCAACCCGAGCUGUAUACGGUGGCCGUCCAGGUGGAGCAGGGCCAGACGACCGACGACUUUAAGAAGAUCAAGAAGUCAAGCCCGUAUGCCGAGCUGCUCUUCUUCAUCAAUUCCCCUUCAAACGACUUCUUCGAGAUCUUCCGCCCCGAGAACAUCUCCGACCUCCGGCUCAUGCCAAAGAGUGCCUACACCAAAGAGUGGAAUACCUUCGUGCCACGGGACGACGCAUUCCACGCUCGACUCUGGGCUGGAUCUAGGAUGAUUGGAUGUCUGAAUUUGACAAUCAUUCGAAACACGACCGAGCCGCCGAAUAUCAUCCCGGAAGACGUCUACUGGCUGUCCGUCGUGCGCGACUUGCACUUCGAGUACCGGGCACUACCAUUCUUGAAUGGUGGUACUUUACUGGGUUGGCGUCGUGAAUGUACCGUAAUUCCGCAUACGCGGGACAUGGACCUUGCUACGUUUGAGGAUGAAUUCCCGAUGGCUCUCGUCGACGACUCGAUUAAUAUGACCGGAAAGCCGCUGCAGCUCGCGAGAAUCAUUGGCUGGCCGGGCGACAGCUACGAGGCGACGUUUUGGGCAAAGACGGGGCGCGGCAAGUCGUUCGCAAUCGACAUGUUCACGAUGUAUCGUGACCCAAAACAGCGCAAGUGCUACACCACCCUCAUCAUAUCGCAGAGCAAGUCCGUACACGCAAAGUACCGCGAAGAGUAUCCGUGGUUUGAGGCCGACUUCUGCACGGCCAACCUGCACGGCUACGUCUUCCACGUGCCCUGCGAUCCGGACGCGCUUCUGGAGGCUGAUUAUGGAAAGGACUGGACCGUCGACCGGCCGACAAAGGUCUACAGCUACGGGCACAACGUCGUCCCCAACGACAAUUUCCGGAUAAAUGACUCGACCUUCAUCCGCUUC